CUCCGGCAUGAUGUUCUCCAGCUUCAACGCCGACUACGAGGCGGCGUCCUCCCGCUGCAGCAGCGCCUCCCCGGCGGGGGACAGCCUCUCCUACUACCACUCCCCCGCCGACUCCUUCUCCAGCGUGGGCUCUCCCGGCGCCGCGCAGGACUUCUGCGCGGAUCUGGCCGUCUCCAGCGCCAACUUCAUCCCAACGGUGACUGCCAUCUCCACCAGCCCCGACCUGCAGUGGCUGGUCCAGCCUACCCUGGUCUCCUCCGUGGCCCCCUCCCAGACGAGAGCCCCCCACCCCUACGGAGUCCCCCCUCCCGCAGCCGGGGCUUACUCCAGGGCUGGCGUCGUGAAGGCCAUGACUGGAGGCCGAGCGCAGAGCAUUGGCAGGAGGGGCAAGGUGGAACAGUUGUCCCCUGAAGAGGAAGAGAAGCGGAGAAUCCGAAGGGAAAGGAAUAAGAUGGCUGCAGCCAAAUGCCGGAACCGGAGGAGGGAGCUGACAGACACACUGCAAGCGGAGACAGACCAACUAGAAGAUGAGAAGUCUGCUUUGCAGACUGAGAUUGCCAACCUGCUGAAGGAGAAGGAAAAACUAGAGUUCAUCUUGGCAGCUCACCGACCUGCCUGCAAGAUCCCGGAUGACCUGGGCUUCCCGGAAGAGAUGUCGGUGACUUCCCUUGAUCUGAGUGGGGGGCUGCCUGAGGCUACCACCCCUGAAUCCGAGGAGCCCUUCACUCUGCCCCUCCUCAACGACCCUGAGCCCAAGCCCUCUGUGGAGCCGGUCAAGAGCAUGAGCAGCGUGGAGCUGAAGGCCGAGCCCUUUGAUGACUUCCUCUUCCCAGCUUCGUCCAGGCCCAGUGGCUCCGAGACAGCCCGCUCUGUGCCAGACAUGGACCUGUCUGGUUCCUUCUAUGCAGCAGACUGGGAGCCCCUGCAUGGUGGCUCCCUGGGGAUGGGGCCCAUGGCCACAGAGCUGGAGCCCCUGUGCACCCCAGUGGUCACCUGUACUCCCAGCUGCACUACUUACACGUCUUCCUUCGUCUUCACCUACCCGGAGGCUGACUCCUUCCCCAGCUGUGCGGCCGCCCACCGCAAGGGCAGCAGCAGCAACGAGCCCUCCUCUGACUCGCUCAGCUCACCCACGCUGCUGGCCCUGUGAGCAGGCGGGCAGGGGAGGCAGGAGGCACACGCAAGUGCCACUGCCCGAGUUGGUGCAUUACAGAGAGGAGAAACACGUCUUCCCUCAAGGGUCCCGGUAGACCUAGGGAGGACCUGAUCUGUGCGUGAAACACACCAGGCUGUGGGCCGCAAGGACUUGAAAGCAUCCACGUGUGGACUCAAGUCCUUACCUCUUCCGGAGAUGUAGCAAAAACGCAUGGAGUGUGUAUUGUUCCCAGUGACACAUCCGAGAGCUGGUAGUUAGUAGCAUGUUGAGCCAGGCCUGGGUCUGCGUCUCUUUUCUCUUUCUCUUUAGUCUUCUCAUAGCAUUAACUAAUCUAUUGGGUUCAUUAUUGGAAUUAACCUGGUGCUGGAUAUUUUCAAAUUGUAUCUAGUGCAGCUGAUUUUAACAAUAACUACUGUGUUCCUGGCAAUAGUGUGUUCUGAUUAGCAAUGACCAAUAUUAAAGUAAGGAAAGAUAUGACUUUAUUUUCUAGUAGAUAGAAAUAAAUAGCUCUAUCCAUGUACUGUAGUUUUUCUUCAACAUCAAUGUUCAUUGUAAUGUUACUGAUCAUGCAUUGUUGAGGUGGUCUGAAUGUCCUGACAUUAACAGUUUUCCAUGAAAACGUUUUAUUGUGUUUUUAAUUUAUUUAUUAAGAUGGAUUCUCAGAUAUUUAUAUUUUUAUUUUAUUUUUUUCUACCUUGAGGUCUUUUGACAUGUGGAAAGUGAAUUCGAAUGAAAAAUCUAAGCAUUGUUUGCUUAUUGUUCAAAGACAUUGUCAAUAAAAGCAUUUAAGUUGAAUGCGA
Talpa occidentalis (Iberian mole) is the source of this 1956-nucleotide messenger RNA. RefSeq names its product Fos proto-oncogene, AP-1 transcription factor subunit (gene FOS). Gene Ontology annotation, cellular component: nucleus. The transcript is spliced from 4 exons. NCBI's taxonomy places the organism in Eukaryota, Metazoa, Chordata, Mammalia, Eulipotyphla, Talpidae. Gene Ontology annotation, biological process: regulation of transcription by RNA polymerase II. The coding region runs from base 8 to 1150 and encodes 380 amino acids. Gene Ontology annotation, molecular function: DNA-binding transcription factor activity, RNA polymerase II-specific; RNA polymerase II cis-regulatory region sequence-specific DNA binding. The record is from RefSeq and is a predicted model, not a curated record.